GAUAAGGUUGUUUCCUAUUGGCCGGUUUAAAAUUGUCCAACAAAAAACUCUCCAUGUUUCUUAGAACAAGCCGUUGAGUGUUAAAAACUGAAAAAGAGUGUAAAAAGUGACAAAACUUGUGUGUUUUUAUUAAAAUUUCGUUGUAGUGAUCAAAUUGGGGCCUCCGAAACCAACAAUGUCGAAGCAGAGCGCCAACAUGGAUGACUUUCUCAAAAUCGAGAAAAUCGGUGAAGGCACUUAUGGCGUGGUCUACAAGGGUAAGAACAAGAAAACUGGCCAAUUAGUCGCAAUGAAAAAAAUCAGACUCCAACCUGAAGAUGAGGGUGUGCCCUCCACAGCCAUCCGCGAAAUCUCCCUCCUCAAGGAGCUACGCCACCCUAACAUUGUCUGCCUUGAAGACGUGAUGAUGGAAGAGAACCGUCUUUAUUUAAUCUUUGAGUUUUUAUCAAUGGACUUGAAAAAGUACCUUGAUACAAUCCCUCAGGGCUCAUACAUGGACCCCGAAAUGGUCAAAAGCUACCUUUACCAGAUUAACGAAGCUAUACUUUUCUGCCACCAAAGACGCGUUCUCCAUCGUGACCUUAAGCCUCAAAACUUACUCAUCAACGCCAACGGUGCCAUUAAAGUGGCCGAUUUUGGUCUAGGUCGAGCGUUUGGGGUCCCCGUCCGUGUUUACACUCACGAAGUGGUCACUUUGUGGUAUCGUGCCCCCGAAGUGCUCCUCGGCUCCGCUCGAUAUUCCUGUCCCAUUGACAUCUGGUCUUUAGGUUGCAUUUUCGCUGAAAUGGCCAAUAAGAAAGCCCUCUUUCAGGGUGACUCAGAAAUUGAUCAACUUUUCCGCAUUUUUCGUGUUUUGAAAACUCCAAGUGAUGAAAUUUGGCCAGGAGUCUCCAAAUUACCCGAAUACAAGGUCAGUUUCCCCAAUUGGAAAUCUUGCACUUUGGAAAGUGAAGUCAAAUGUAUGAGUAGCGAUGCUAUAGACCUUUUAAAACAAAUGCUUGUCUAUGAUCCAGUCAAGAGGAUUUCGGCCAAACGAAUUGCUUUACAUCCGUAUUUGCAAAAGGUUGAUACGUCAAUAAAACCGGCUUUUAAUUAAACGAAAGAUAUUAGAUUUAGGUUUAUCAUGUUUAUUACCACUAUUGUCGAAAUAUAUUUGUUUAAAAAAUGUUUAUUUUAGAGAAAAAAACUUUGAAAACCCCCUUUUUUUAUCAUAGGCGAGUCGCACAUGUGUGUAAGUACUAGAAUAAAAACAAAAAAUAAAAUUCACUCCAGUGGCGGGAUGAAGGAAACAGGUUACUUUGGAACAUAGUUUUAAUGAAACAAUUGAAAUAAAUACAUUUUUGUGCAGUUUAACAACGUCUAAAAAAAUAAAAUAUACCCUAAACAUUAAUUAA
This is a messenger RNA of Tribolium madens (black flour beetle), 1394 nucleotides long. RefSeq names its product cyclin-dependent kinase 1 (gene Cdk1). Gene Ontology annotation, molecular function: RNA polymerase II CTD heptapeptide repeat kinase activity; ATP binding; cyclin-dependent protein serine/threonine kinase activity. The transcript has 4 exons. Bases 176 to 1096 code for a protein of 306 amino acids. The record is from RefSeq and is a predicted model, not a curated record. Gene Ontology annotation, biological process: protein phosphorylation; G2/M transition of mitotic cell cycle; mitotic G2 DNA damage checkpoint signaling. NCBI's taxonomy places the organism in Eukaryota, Metazoa, Arthropoda, Insecta, Coleoptera, Tenebrionidae. Gene Ontology annotation, cellular component: nucleus.